AUGUGUUCUCCCAAUGCCACUGAGCUUCACCCUUCUUCAUUCCUAUUGCUGGGGAUUCCAGGACUGGAAGCUGUGCAAAUCUGGCUUGGCUUUCCCUUCUGUAUUGUGUAUCUGAUUGCUCUUGUUGGAAACCUUGUCAUUCUGUUUCUGAUCUGGACUGAUCACAGCCUCCACCAACCCAUGUUCUACUUUCUGGCCAUGCUGUCAGCAUUUGAUCUGAGUCUCUCUACUGCUACUAUCCCCAAGAUGCUGGGCAUCUUCUGGUUCGGCCUUCGAGAACUGUGCUUUGGAUGCUGUGUUGCUCAAGUCUUUUUUAUCCACUUUUUUACAGUCAUGGAAAGCAUUGUACUUCUUGCAAUGGGCUUUGAUCGCUAUGUGGCUAUUUGCAACCCUCUCAGGUACACCAUGAUCCUCACCAACAGGAUCAUUGGUGUCAUUGCUGCGGUUGUGGUUCUAAGAAGCUUAUGCAUGAUUGCUCCCAUCAUUUUCCUCCUCCUAAGGCUGCCUUACUGUGGACAUAGAAUCAUCCCUCAUACCUACUGUGAGCAUAUGGGAGUGGCACGUCUGGCAUGUGCCAGCAUCAGUGCCAAUGUCUACUAUGGUCUUGGAAAUAUUUCCAUCUUAUUUUUGGAUGUGCUAUUUAUCAUUAUCUCCUAUGCUAGGAUUUUAUGCACAGUCUUUUACCUUCCUUCCCAAGAUGCUCGCCUGAAGGCUCUUAAUACCUGUAGCUCCCAUAUCUGUGUCAUCUUAGCCUUCUUUGGUCCAGCUCUUUUCUCCUUUCUCACUCAUCGUUUUGGUCAUAACAUCCCUCAGUACAUCCAUAUCCUCCUAGCUAAUCUCUAUGUGGUCAUACCACCCGCCCUCAACCCAGUCAUUUAUGGAAUUAGAACCAAGCAGAUCCAAGAGCGAGUGAAAGGUCUCUUUGCUAAAAAAUACUGA
Molecule: messenger RNA, 939 nt
Organism: Chinchilla lanigera (long-tailed chinchilla)
Lineage: Eukaryota; Metazoa; Chordata; Mammalia; Rodentia; Chinchillidae
Product: olfactory receptor 52E8-like
Exons: 1
Coding region: 1-939 (312 amino acids)
Biological process (GO): G protein-coupled receptor signaling pathway
Cellular component (GO): membrane
Molecular function (GO): G protein-coupled receptor activity; olfactory receptor activity
Source: RefSeq, a predicted model, not a curated record